This is a messenger RNA of Ctenocephalides felis (cat flea), 1409 nucleotides long. RefSeq names its product extracellular sulfatase SULF-1 homolog. Lineage: Eukaryota; Metazoa; Arthropoda; Insecta; Siphonaptera; Pulicidae. Bases 213 to 1409 code for a protein of 398 amino acids. The record is from RefSeq and is a predicted model, not a curated record. Gene Ontology annotation, molecular function: glycosaminoglycan binding; N-acetylglucosamine-6-sulfatase activity. The transcript is spliced from 7 exons.
UCUGCGAAGAGAGUGUCGCAAGAACAAUAUGAGUGUUUCAAUCAAAAGCCGCUAUCAGGCUGUGUCUCUUGAAUUGACUAAGUGCGUGAAGUGCUUUUUAAUUUUCAAGUGGGUGUGUGUCUAAGCAGUGUGAAAAUGCCAAAUGAUACAGUGAUAUAAUUUUCAGUAUAAAAUCCUAAAUUGUUUCUAUCGCGACGGGCCCGAUUCUCAAGAUGGUUCUAAAUCUAACGACUCUGCUAGCGAUCACGCUGAUUGUGUUUACAGUAAAUCUUUUGACGACUUCUGAUGGAAAAAGAUCUGAACAAGUUGCAGCGAAUCAGGAGAGAUAUCAUCAUCAAGGUUUUAAUCAGCAUGCUGGACACCAUCAAAAUGGGCGAUCUCACCAUUCUGCAGGGUCUAAGAAGCAUUCGCAUUCGGGAUCAUCUGGCGCCGGUCCUUUUAUACCACUGCCAAAUGCGAAGGAGCGUAGGCCUAAUAUUAUUUUGAUCAUGACGGAUGAUCAAGAUGUCGAAUUAGGUUCCUUGAAUUUUAUGCCUCGAACGUUGCGUGCGCUAAGAGACGGCGGCGUGCAGUUCCGGCACGCCUACACCACGACUCCCAUGUGCUGCCCAAGCAGAAGUUCCAUGCUGACGGGCAUGUAUGUCCACAAUCAUCAGGUUUUCACCAACAACGACAACUGCAGCAGUCCACAGUGGCAGGCAAGUCACGAGACUCGCAGCUUCGCAACGUAUCUCUCGAAUGCUGGUUACAGAACUGGUUAUUUUGGCAAAUAUCUGAAUAAAUACAAUGGUUCUUAUAUACCUCCUGGUUGGAGAGAAUGGGGAGGACUCAUUAUGAACUCCAAAUACUACAAUUACUCUGUCAACAUGAAUGGGCAGAAGAUCAAGCACGGCGAUGAUUAUCACAAAGACUAUUAUCCGGAUCUGAUAGUGAACGACUCGAUAGCUUUCCUGCGACAGAGCAAACAGAAUUCGUUGCGGAAGCCCAUUAUGUUGACGAUGAGUUUUCCGGCGCCGCACGGACCGGAGGACAGCGCCCCGCAGUACUCGCAUUUGUUUUUCAAUGUCUCCACACAUCACACUCCGACAUAUGACUACGCUCCAAACUUGGACAAACAGUGGAUUUUGCAACACACGAAACCGAUGCUUCCAGUUCACAAACGAUUCACAGAUCUUCUGAUGACCAAACGGCUGCAAACCCUUCAAAGUGUGGACGUGGCAGUAGAUCGAAUAUGUCAGGAACUCCGGGCUUUGGGAGAACUGGACAACACAUACAUCGUGUACACUUCCGACCACGGCUAUCACUUAGGCCAGUUCGGGUUGAUCAAAGGAAAGAAGUUCCCGUUCGAAUUCGAUGUUCGAGUUCCAUUCUUGAUCCGGGGGCCUGGCGUCGAACCCGGAACCGCGUAA